CAGCUGUCAUAACACACACACCCUCACCACGCCUACCUCAGCCACGCUCCCCGGUCAAAAGAAUGAAUUGAAGACUUAUAUUUCCUAAGAAAUUAACUUUCUAAAACUAAACAAGCAGAUGUGAGGACCCGAUAUACCGUCUGCUGCUGUAACGUUAGGGUUUUCUGUCUGCCGUUUGUUGUGAACAGCAUCAGCCGGCGACCUCUGUGUGUGUUACUCAACUGCUUGUGUAACACAUGAAUGUUAGCUAACGUUAGCACUGACUGUUAGCUGCACUAAAGUCAAGCAGUGUAAGUUACAAAAGCUAACUUGGCUAGUUGCUGUACAUCUGUUCAGCUAGGUAGGUAGUUGCUUGUUAGCCACUGUAGUGGGUUCAGCGUUUUUCCAAAUGUUUUCCAAAGUAAGAAUAGGUUUAGCGUCGGGUUUAGCCAGAUGGCAUAACGUUACUUGUGUAAAUGCAAAAACGGCGAUUCAAGUGACACCUGCCCUGUGCAGACAUCAGCAUCGGACCUUCAGCUCUGAGUCUGGUGUCAAGGUGCUGUAUGAUGGGCUUUGUCCCAUAUGUGUGACAGAGAUCCGGUUCCUCCAGUUUCUGCAGAAAAACCGGCCCGGGAAGGUAGAUUUUGUUGACAUCUCGCUUUCAGGCUAUGAUGGAGCGAAAUACAAGGGCGUCAGCUAUGAGAUGGCCAUGGAGGAAAUGCAUGUGAUUGAUGAGAAAGAUGAGGUUCAUCGUGGGAUCCCAGCAUUUGCGGUCAUGUACAGUGCAGUGGGCCUCGGUUGGUUGGGUCGCUUCAUGAUGUGGCCACCUGUGAGACCAUUUAUGGACAAGUCCUACGCCAUCUUUGCCAAGAAUCGCCUAAAGUGGACUGGACGUGGGGAGGAAUGCACCACAGGACGCUGUGAAAAGAAAACACAAUGACUCUUGCCAGUAGAGAAAAAAAUAAAGUAUGUUUAAUAAGUAAACUGAUUGUGAAGAACUGUAAAUAUAUCACAUGGCUGGUCCUGUUUAACCAGUGGCAACUCUGAAAGUUUCAUUUGUGUUGUUACAGGGAAAUAUCAGCCGCCAGAUUAAAUGUUUAUGCAUUCAAUCCA
Messenger RNA from Thunnus maccoyii (southern bluefin tuna), 1092 nucleotides. RefSeq lists its product as uncharacterized. The record is from RefSeq and is a predicted model, not a curated record. Lineage: Eukaryota; Metazoa; Chordata; Actinopteri; Scombriformes; Scombridae. The coding region runs from base 389 to 919 and encodes 176 amino acids. The transcript has 3 exons. Gene Ontology annotation, molecular function: protein-disulfide reductase activity.